AUGGAAGCCCUGGCGGCGGUCCGUCCGAUUCUUCUUGCCGUUUCAGCUCCAGCUCCCACCCACGCUCCCACGGUGGGACAGAAAACGCUCCAGCCUAAUUUGGGGGGUCGCGCUUCCAGCCUUGGCCGGCGGUUCGGCGUUCCCUGUAAUGCCAAGUUUCGGGUAGGGCAGGAAACUGGCCCGCAGCGCCUCCCGCCGCCUUCGGUCUGGAGCGAUACGCUUGUUGGUUAUCAAAUCCGUAUGCGCGCGAGGAAGAAGCCACCGGCAACCGACAAGUUUCGGCACUCGGCACGCGUCUGCUUGGUGGGUUGCAGCUGGCGGGGUGGGUUCGGACAGGGCGCUGCUCGCACGCUCGCUCGCACAGCCUCGACGCACACGCUGUUGUACACCCGCAGGUCCACCUCAGGCAUCGCCACGACGCAGGAUCUUGUCGAUGUUGCUUUGGCUGUUCUUCGCCGUCGUCUCCAGGUAGUGAAGCCGCUUGCCCAGGCCCUCAAUGUCCGUCUCGAGGUCCUUGACCUGCUUGCCAAGCUUGUCAUUCAUAGCCGAGACAGGGAUUGACACAAACCUGCGCGGUGGCCAGGCCGUUCGACAGUCAGCAUUCAGGCCCAAAGUUGGUCUGUGUUCCGGAAGAAGAAGAGAAGAAAAAAAACGAGCAUGGAGAGAGAGAGAGGGAGGGGG
Gaeumannomyces tritici R3-111a-1 is the source of this 681-nucleotide messenger RNA. RefSeq lists its product as hypothetical. The record is from RefSeq and is a predicted model, not a curated record. The transcript has 2 exons. Bases 1 to 561 code for a protein of 186 amino acids. Lineage: Eukaryota; Fungi; Ascomycota; Sordariomycetes; Magnaporthales; Magnaporthaceae.